AUGGCCGAUCAGCAUCCGGAUCUCGAUCCAGCUCCGGCCAUCGACGCCUAUAACUACCUCGAUCUUGUCCUGCACCCAGACGGCACGGUCACGCGCGGCUGCAGCUUCGACAUAGUAAAUAGCCCCGCCAACCCCAACCCCGACCGGCCCUCCGCUGUCCGCACCAAGGACGUCCCGGUCGACCUGGCCCACAACACCUGGGCCCGGAUCUACGUGCCUAGCCUGUCACCCCCGCCUGACCAGAGACUGCCCCUCAUCGUAUAUUACCACGGCGGCGGUUUCGUAUACUCCUCCCCGGCCCACGAGAUAUACCACGAUUUCUGCUCCCUCAUGGCGACCAAGCUUCGCGCCAUCGUCGUCUCCCCCAGUUACCGCCUCGCGCCGGAGCACCGCCUCCCUGCGGCCUAUGAUGACGCCAUGGAGGCCCUCCGCUGGGUCAGGACCACCGAGGAGGAGUGGCUUCGCGAGGGCGUUGACUUCUCGCGGUGCUACCUGAUGGGCACGAGCGCGGGGGGGAACAUCGCGUACCACGUGGGCCUCCAUGCGUGUGCCACCGUGGCCGAUCUAGAGCCUUUGGUGAUCAGAGCCCUGAUCUUGCACCACCCCUUCUUCGGCGGACUCCAGAGGACGGAGUCAGAAGUUAGGCUGUUCAACAACCCAACCCUGCCGAUGAACGUGGCGGACCUAUGCUGGGAGCUGGUGCUGCCGGCCGGCGCCGGCCGGGACCACCAGUAUUGCAACCCGAUGGCUGGGGAGAGGCUGGGGGAGUGGGAGAGGAUGAGAACGAUGGGGUGGCGGGUGGUGGUGGUGGGUGGCGGCCGAGAUCCAACGAUAGAUCGGCAGAGGGAGUUGGCAGCACAGCUGGAGGCGAACGGCAUGGAAGUGGUUGGCCUUUUCGGCGACGGAAGCAAUUAUCAUCAAGAGGAGUUACUGGAGCUGGCUAAGGCGGAGCUGCUGCUCGAGAAACUGAAAGAUAUCCUUCGUGGGGGCGCCUUGGCUAUUCCGGCAGCCGGGGACGGGAAGAUAAACUGCGGUCAAAAACGGAUGCGAUCUACUGAAUGA
Molecule: messenger RNA, 1062 nt
Organism: Eucalyptus grandis
Lineage: Eukaryota; Viridiplantae; Streptophyta; Magnoliopsida; Myrtales; Myrtaceae
Product: probable carboxylesterase 120
Exons: 1
Coding region: 1-1062 (353 amino acids)
Molecular function (GO): hydrolase activity
Source: RefSeq, a predicted model, not a curated record